AUGGCUUCAUCAGCUGCUACACCAUAUAGCAUUCUUGGAGCAGAUAAAACAAGUGGCGACUUUCAACUGCGUAAGUUAUAUCGUGAACUAAUUCAUCAGUUCAAAGCAGAUCGACAGAAACCGUCUGAAAAACGUACGAUUUCGACCGAAAAAUUUCGAAAAAUUUGCCGUGCUUAUGAAACAUUAUCCGAUCAUGACAAACGAAAACGAUAUGAUGAGCGACAAGAGUGGAUUUCUGAUUUAGCAGUAUCCAAAUAUACACUUCAACAGUUAGCAGCGGAACCUGAUCUUUCAUUAGAAUUGAGGCGACGAUUGAAAAAUGCGACAUUAAGACAAAUUAAUGCACAAGAUUCAUUAACAGGUCAUACGCCGUUGUAUUGUGCAGCACGUGCUUGCAAUGUUGAAGCCGUACACUAUUUGAUUGAGCAAGGCGCCGAUCCUGAUCGACCACAGCGAACAGGAAGCACAUCUUUACAUGUUGCAGCAUUCUAUGGACAUCCAGAAAUGGUUCGUUGUCUAUUAGAAUGUGGAGCCAAUUAUGAGUUAAAAAAUACUCAUGGAAAUGUGGCCGAACAAGAAUCAUAUAAUAAUGAGGUUCGAAACACUUUUGCUGAAUUGAAACAGGCACCUUUUGUUCAAGCAGCUACUAAUCAACUUGACUGGUUCAAAAACAAUAUCAAGAACAUUCAAGAACAUAUUGAUACACAAUAUCAUGCUCAACAACAGACAUUACUUCAUUGUGCAUGCAAAAAAGGUUAUUUCGAUCUUGCUAGAUGGUUCAUCGAAGAACAUUCAGCUGAAUUCGACAUUGUUGAUAUCAAUUUGAAUUCGGCUCUACAUCUUGCUGCCUAUGGUGGGCAUGAAUCGAUUGUCGAAUAUCUUCUCAAUCAAGGUGCCAACUCAACUCUAAUUAAUAAAUGGGGUAUGACAGCUGAACAAGAAGGACUAGUUAAUGGUACUCGAAUUACCGACUUAUUUAGAUUAAUGCGUGAAAAGAAUAUGUUCGAUAUGGCAAAGGAUGGUGUGGAUUGGUGGUUUCACUAUCACUUUGAUGACAAAUCGUCUAAUGCUGUUGAUAACCAGGGUACAAGUUUACUCUAUAUUGCAUGCCGUUUCGGUCAAACAGCUGUUGCAAAAUGGCUUUUAGACAAAGGUGCAAAUAUAAAUGUACAAAUACCUGUCAAACGUAGUACGCCCUUGCAUGGUGCUGCAUAUAACGGACAUUUGUCUACAGUUCAGUUAUUGCUGUCUCGAGGUGCAGAUGUCAGUAUCAGAAAUCAAUUUGAUGCUACUGCUCUAGAUGAAGCCACAGAUGACGAAAUAAAAAAACUCUUACAAGAAUAUCGAAAUAAUUUAGCUGUUGACAAAUACAUUCCUGUGCGUUUGUUUGGGGAUGGUAAGGGUUCCGGGAAUGAACCAAUUGCAGAAGUGCAAUUACACUGUGAUGCAACGAUUAAUGAUUUGAUAAAGGCGAUACCAAAACCACAUCAUGAUAAAUAUCGAUGGUUCUCUAUUGCUCGAAGUCCUUUAGAUUUUGACAAUGAAACUACAACAUUAAUAUCAGCUGUGUGUCGUGCCCGUUAUGUAAGUUCAAGAUUCAUAGAUUUACCAAUAUGCCUUAUUACCUAUAAUUCUCCUCGUUAUAUGAAUAGUGGCUAUGCAAAGAGAGAUGAACUUCCCAGUCCUAACUUACGCGCUUUUCACGGCAAAUUUAAGUCAAAAUGUAAAGAUGCAUCUUUUCAAAUUAAAGCUAAAUCAAAUGAGACACAAACGUAUAACAUUAAAAAUUUGUUAUUCACUUUUUCAUCUGGCUGUGCUGAGAAAAAUAUUUCAAUUGAUUUAAAAUAUACUUUUGAACCAGAUGCUGAACAUUUUCAAUUACCCCAAUGUGUUUGUCUAUUCCAAACAAAUUAUACUGAUAAAAAUGACAAACUAAAUGAUAUGCCAACUGUAACAAUCAAUGAUGAAACAAAUGUGAAACUGUAUACGUGGAUGCCAAACUCUUCGUACUGGUUUUCCUAUAGUAAUCAACAUAAUCGUUUACCUCGCAUUGGUGGUCUACAUGCUUUGAUACGUCAUGUUGAGAUUUUUUCGAAUGCACUUUGUCUGCCACCCGACAUGUUCAUUCAAGCUGUUGUUGGACAGAAAUUUCAAUUAUGUCAAACUCCUGUGGCUUGUCAAUACCUUAACAUAUGCGAUUAUGAUUCGCAACUUUUCCCGCACACUGCCUAUCAUGGUACGUCUAUCAAUGUUAUUCGAUCUAUACUGAUGGACGGACUCGUAAUGCCAAGUACAGUUGUCUCUAACGGUUUUCGUGUCUGUCCACCUGCAAAUCAUAUUGCACGAGGACAAGAAGCUUUCGGUAUUGUCGAUUUCGCCAACGCAAUAUUUGUUAGUCCAAGCAUAUAUUAUUGUUCAGAUCCGGUCUAUGCUGUAACAUUUUCUCAUGAUGACCAACGCAUGAUAGCAGUACUGGAAUGUCGAGUAAAGAAAGACGCAUUUGGUGCUUUUCCGAGUACUGUGUCUACAUACAAAGCACAUCCAAGCGACAAUUUAAAAGCUAUCGAAUGGCGCAUUACCUGUCCAGCGGCUAUUCGAAUCACAGGGAUUCUGUUCAUUCCGGUUAUCAAAUCACGAACUGAAGCAGCACGAUUACGAGCUAAAAAAUUAGAUGUUGAUCCUAAUGCUCUUGGAUAA
Molecule: messenger RNA, 2697 nt
Organism: Rotaria sp. Silwood2
Lineage: Eukaryota; Metazoa; Rotifera; Eurotatoria; Philodinida; Philodinidae
Source: the annotation of a GenBank genome assembly